AUGCGCCAAUCUUCGCGCACAGCUAUCGCAGCUCUUGCGGUGACAGUGAAUGCUGCAUCGCUUUCCGAUGUAUGCACUGUAUCCAAUGUUCAGGCCGCCAUACCUGCAAAUGGAACCUUGCUAGGUAUCGAUUCGAUUCCUUCAGCCGUGACAGCGGACGCUGUUUACAAUGCAUCUGCUGGUAUGGGUAGCACUACCACCUACACCUACUGCAAUGUUACAGUCACCUACACCCACACUGGAAAGGGCGAUAAGGUGGUCAUAAAGUAUGCUUUCCCAAGUCCUUCCGAUUUUGAAAAUCGCUUCUAUGUCGCUGGUGGAGGUGGUUAUUCUCUUUCUAGUGAUGCAACUGGAGGGCUUGCAUAUGGUGCCUUAUGA
Botrytis sinoallii is the source of this 378-nucleotide messenger RNA. RefSeq lists its product as uncharacterized. Bases 1 to 378 code for a protein of 125 amino acids. The transcript is spliced from 2 exons. Lineage: Eukaryota; Fungi; Ascomycota; Leotiomycetes; Helotiales; Sclerotiniaceae. The record is from RefSeq and is a predicted model, not a curated record.